ACACUGCUGGAGAAAGUUUAGGGAAUUGCUAAAGGCGCGGGGGCUGAAGAGUAGAGGAGCCUUUUAGACGCGAGGCUGGGGAGCCUACCGUAGGGAAGUUCCCCAGGCGCCUUGCAGCUCGCCGCCCCCCAACUUCAAACCCCACUCCCUUCCCCGAAAGUUAAAAGGAAAGCCACAUAUGCUGCUUCGCCCUGCUCCUCCUCAAUAAAUAUUACUUUCACCCUCCCACGGGAAAACAGAAAAGAACUCAUUUCCUUCCCUAAAGUUUAGAGCUUAGAAAAGCUCUAGACCUCGCAAUUUGAUCUUUAACCUGGGGGAAUCAAACUAGGAAAGGGACUGCUCUUGUCUCCUCUUUCAAAAUCCCACACCGCAUCCUUCCCGGGACGCCAUGUCUACCAGCACUUGUAGUUUCAAGGACCGGUGCGUGUCCAUCCUGUGUUGCAAAUUCUGUAAACAAGUGCUCAGCUCUAGGGGAAUGAAGGCUGUUUUGCUGGCUGAUACUGAAAUAGACCUUUUCUCUACAGACAUCCCUCCUACCAAUGCUGUGGACUUCAUUGGAAGAUGCUAUUUCACUGAAAUCUGCAAAUGUAAACUGAAGGACAUCGCAUGUUUAAAAUGUGGGAACAUUGUAGGUUAUCAUGUGAUCGUUCCAUGUUGUUCCUGCCUUCUUUCCUGCAACAAUGGACACUUCUGGAUGUUUCACAGCCAGGCAGUUUAUGAUAUUAACAGACUAGACUCUACCGGUGUAAACUUCCUACUUUGGGGCAACUUGCCAGAGAUAGAGGAAAAUACAGAUGAAGACACAUUAGAUAUCUCAGCAGAGGAGUGUAUUCGAUGAAUGGGAGGGAUAAUGAUAUGUAUAAUAUUCAGACUCUUUCCUAUGUAAAAUACAUAUUAAUGGAUUGACUUUAAAUGUAUUAGUAAGGAUUUACUACUGAUUUCUCUUUUUGGGGGGAAAAUGGGACAUUUGUUGAUUUAUUUAUUUGCUAUCUCAGUCUCAUUACCUGAAUUUAAUUUGAGCCAUUGUAGUUCUUUUCUUCUACUGAUUCCUCUUCCUCUCUCCACCCCCCACCCAGUAAAGGUGUAUUCUUAAAUUCAGGUUGGAGAAGAUUAUUUCAUGUGUCACUCAACUACCUCACAAUCUUGGGGAAGUUUUCUUACAAUGAGAUACCAGAUACUGUUAAUUUUAUACUCUUGAAUAAAGGGCAUUCGUACAUAUACAUGUGUGUAUGCCAACCAAGCAUAUAUCCAUGCAUAUUACCAUGCAUACAUAUGACAAGCUCAACUGGAAAUUAAAGUUUAAGAGGAAUUUUUUUUAAAAACCAAGCUCUUAGGUUUCCAUAGAUACUGGUUAUCCUGCGUUAUACUGACGAAAACUCCUUAAAAUGGAACAAGACUUUGUGAAUCAGCAAAUAGAAUAAGAUAAAACUUUAAAAUCUAUGGAGAAAAUCUCUUAAUCCCUCAGCACGAUGUUAGGUAAAUGAAUUUGUCACAAAAUUAUCAAUAUAUACUGUUUAGCAACAUUAUUUAUGUACAUUCUUCUAAAGUCAUCUGGUUAUUGUGUUAUGAAAGCGGAUCAACUAAACCUCCAUCUUUCUUCUCUUCUCUAGGACUUUCUCUGUAAAUAGCAAAUUUUAAAUGUGUAGUCUCAGUUCCAACCCUUAAAUAGAAAAAAACUAAAGAAGUGUUUUGCUUAAGCCAUUAUACAUUAUAAAGAGAAUUUUGUUUUUGUUUUAAGCUGCAUUCAGAGCCACACAGAAAUAGGAAACUGGGAUGGUGUUGGAUUGUGAUUUUAGGUACAGCUAAAAUCAGUGUAUCGCCUUAGUAAUACCUCAGCUGUAGGCAUUUUGU
Molecule: messenger RNA, 1851 nt
Organism: Callorhinus ursinus (northern fur seal)
Lineage: Eukaryota; Metazoa; Chordata; Mammalia; Carnivora; Otariidae
Gene: RUMY1
Product: family with sequence similarity 72 member A
Cellular component (GO): cytosol
Source: RefSeq, a predicted model, not a curated record